AGUCAGGAAGCGUAAAUAAGAGGUUUUACAGUGGGGGCGACAUACGAUAUGAUCAAUGCAUUGUGAGGUAUCACUUUACUACAAAUAUUAUUCAGUCUGCCGUUCUGUUAAGCAAAUAAUCAUUGUUUUAAGAUUAUUUAACCAAAUACAAGAUAAGUGUUUUAACAUAAUUUAGUGAACUGUAGUUCCUUGCACUGGGUGUAAAUUUGUGUUUGUAAAUAUGACCGAUGAACGGCAGCCGCUUUUAUCGUCAAGUUCUGGAGGAAAUUUAAACCAAAAUGGAAGUAGUGCCGAAAGUACAACUUCUGUAGCCUCUCUAAAUUUAACAACUAUUCGAAUUCCAAUAUAUGGAACAAGUCCACAACCAACAAGUAAAAUAAUCCCCGUAGAAGAACGAAUCACAUACACUUGGAGCGAAAUCAACGUUUUUGGCAACAUAAGCUAUUCCAAAAGAAAAAUUUUCAACUUCGGUAAAAAUAAACCCGGAAUCAACAAAAAACACCUCCUGAAAAAUGUAUGCGGUGUGGCAUACCCCGGAGAACUCUUAGCAAUUCUCGGCUCCAGCGGCGCCGGAAAAACCACCCUUCUCAACACUCUCACUUUUCAAACUUCGUCCAACUUAACCGUUUCCGGUAUCCGCUGUGUUAACGGAGCCUCGGCCAUACCCAAACAACUAAUCAGCCAAUCAGCUUACGUACAGCAAGACGACCUCUUUAUCGGAAACUUGACAGUUAAAGAGCACCUAAUUUUCCAAGCCCUACUUAGAAUGGAUCGCGACAUAUCCUACAAUCAAAGAAUGCAAAGAGUGGACGAAGUAAUCGCCGAGUUGGGUUUAAAAAAAUGCGAAAACACCCAAAUUGGAAUCAUCGGACGAAUCAAAGGCAUUUCUGGUGGCGAAAAAAAGCGCCUGGCUUUUGCAGCCGAAGUCCUGACUAACCCGAAGUUGAUGUUCUGCGAUGAACCCACAUCAGGAUUAGACUCAUUCAUGGCUUACAAUGUCAUUCAGGUUCUUAAGAGUAUGUCAAUGACUGGGAAAACUGUUAUUUGCACUAUCCAUCAACCAUCGUCGGAGUUGUUUUCAAUGUUUGACAAGUUGUUGUUGAUGACUGAAGGGAGGAUAGCUUUCUUGGGAAGUCCUGAAGAAGCGGAUGUGUUUUUUAGAGAGCUUGAUGCACCGUGCCCUAAAAAUUAUAACCCGGCGGAUUAUUUUAUUCAGCUUUUGGCUAUAGUACCAGAGAAAGAAGCCGCUAGUCGUCAGGCGGCUAAUGUGAUUUGUAAUAAGUUCGAGAGGUCAACAGUUGGGGUUAAAAUUGCUUUAGAAGCUGGUAGUGGGAUCAAAGAUAGUGGGUAUCAUGAUGUUUGGAUUAAUGGUGACUAUGCGAGAAGUCCUUAUAAGGCUUCUUGGUGGGCACAGUUUAGAGCAGUGCUGUGGAGAUCUUGGUUGACCGUUAUGAAGGAACCGAUUCUUAUUAAAGUCAGACUGUUGCAAACAAUUAUUAUUGCCUUACUUAUUGGAGCAAUUUAUUAUGACCAGAAGUUAGAUUUAGAUGGAGUGAUGAAUAUUAAUGGUGUUAUCUUUGUACUUUUGACAAACAUGACUUUUCAGAACAUUUUUGCUGUCAUCAAUGUGUUCUGCGCUGAACUCCAGGUUUUUCUCCGGGAACAUCGCAAUGGCAUGUACCGAACUGACAUUUACUUUCUCUGCAAAACCAUAGCGGAAUGUCCCAUCUUUAUAACGAUGCCUUUAAUUCUGACAGCUAUUUGCUACUUCCUGAUUGGAUUAAACCCAAACGGGCCUAGAUUCUUCAUAGCUUGCGGAAUUUUAGUUCUCGUUGCAAACGUAGCUACAAGUUUUGGGUAUAUGAUAUCCUGUGCUUCCCCAAGUAUUACCGUCGCUCUUUCUGUAGGGCCCUCUCUGAUAAUACCGUUCAUGCUCUUCGGUGGCUUCUUUCUUAAUAUCAGUUCGAUUCCUGUGUAUUUACAAUGGGUGUCGUAUUUGUCAUGGUUUCGAUAUGGAAAUGGUGCCCUUUUAAUAAAUCAGUGGCUCAAUGUGACGGAAAUUGAAUGUCCAGAUGAAAAUACAGCGUGUCCUAAAGAUGGAAGUGUUGUUCUCGAAACGUUGAAUUUUCAAACCAGCGACUUUACCCUGUAUGUUGUCAUGUUGGGAGUUCUUAUUGUGGGUUUCCGUCUAGUGGCUUAUUUUGCACUGCUAGCUAAAGCUUAUAAACGUAAAUAGAACAUACUCAAAAACUUUUACACUGCAUUUAAUACGAUAUUAUUACAGUACUGAAUAAAUAUUUUAUUAAUU
Molecule: messenger RNA, 2308 nt
Organism: Zophobas morio
Lineage: Eukaryota; Metazoa; Arthropoda; Insecta; Coleoptera; Tenebrionidae
Gene: w
Product: protein white
Exons: 10
Coding region: 221-2236 (671 amino acids)
Biological process (GO): transmembrane transport
Cellular component (GO): plasma membrane; cytoplasmic vesicle membrane
Molecular function (GO): ATP binding; ATP hydrolysis activity; ABC-type transporter activity
Source: RefSeq, a predicted model, not a curated record